GUUUUGCGCCUUGCUUGCGGUUCUGUGUGUAGAUACAACAAAAAGCUUUCUUUAUAAGAAUACAAAACUAGGGUAAAUACAUGAAAUAUAUUUACUAAAAAGAUAUUUUCAGUUCAUGACUUGUAUUUAAUUUAUGUUACAGCCCACAAUGGCAUAUAAUAAUGUCAACCAGUUUUGCCUACUUCAAGAAUUGACAGGUGCCGCAGAUGAACGGGGUUCUAUCCGGAGAGAGUUUUUGAAAUUUGGCCAAGUUAGAAAGAUAUACGUAGAUCCUGAAGGCACUUACGCAAAAGUUUAUUUUGAAAAUAAUAGGUGUAAUAAAGCAGCGAUUAACGCUUUAAGAGAUAAUUCAUAUGGUUGGCGAGUUUCGCUUUCAGAAGAAAAAAGAGAAUUCAACAGCGAUACAAGUUCCAAUUGCGCAAUGGACGACGUUGUUGUUGCUGAAAGUGAAGAGCUUUAUACUGUACACGGAAAAAAUAUACCAACGUUUGAAGCAGAAACUGGAAAUUUAUAUGUAUCAUUGGACGAUGUGAGAAAGGCUGGUUUAGGUCUUUUUACGAGAGGAGAACUGAACGUUAUAACAAGUAAAAGAAAGGUAGUCCUAGAAGACUUUUAUCAGCAUAUGUUGACUCAGGCUUCCACAUAUUUAUUGAGAAAUAAACCACUGGCGGAAGUUAUUACCGAGGACACUAUUUCCAGUAUGAUAGAACGGUGUAAAAAAACUCUGAUAGGAGAUAGUAUCGGAAAUAAUAAUAGAAACGAAACUCCGUUUUAUCAAGCUCCUGAUAGUUUCCGUCCGCGUAACCAGCCAGCCCAUAGACAUUCAAUGGAGGGCGGAAGGCAGUAUGGUAAAAAGGAGAGCUUUAAUGAUAACACUAACAGCGAUGGUUAUCAAGCUUCGGGCAGUGUCCGCUCGCAUAACCAGUCAGCAGGUAGAUAUUCCAUGGAAAGUGGUGGAAGACAAAAUUUUAAAAAUGAGAGAUCUCAUCCCAGAGAUACAGAUAGACGAUAUGAUUCGAGGAACAAAUCGGAAUCUAGGAGAAAUGUAGAGAAUGGGAACAGCGAUAGGAGGUUUAACAAUAACAAAUUUAACAGUAACAAGUUUAAUUCACCACAAGCAUCGCGAAAUGAAGAUAAUAGAGUCUCAGAAGCAAAUUUGGAGGAUGAAGAAACCUGGGAUUCUAAUAAUCAAUCUAAUUUAGAUGACACCAAAAUUCAAUCAAAUAUACAAAUGGAAAAGAAAUCAAGUAGUGAUCUCCCUCAAAAACGUAAUGAACAAUUCAAAGAAAAACCUGGAGAUUCUGAUAAAGAUAGUAAUGUUGAAGCUGAUAAAAACACUAUUGUUGAAGCUGAUAAAGACACUAAUGUUGAAGCUGAUAAAGGCACUAAUGUUGAAGCUCAUAAAGACACUAAUGUUAAAGUUGAUAAAGGCACUAAAGUUGAAGCUGAUAAAGAGAGAAAUGUUGAAGAAGGGAAGAAUAGUUUAGAGACAAAAAAGAAUUUAAUGGAUCAUGUAAAAUGUUACUUUGAAUUACCAAAACCCAUUAAUACUUUGAAAGAUGGAGAUCAAGUUAAAAUUAUUGACCAAUUUAAUAAUCAACUUGUCGUUAAAACUAAAGAAUGUUUUGCAAAAAGUAAAGAAAUCGUAGAAUAUAUAAAAAAUUUGGAUAAAGACACUUUAUUAUUAAACGAAGUUAAAGAGGGCCAACUGAUUAUAUGUGCUAAAGAUGGCGCGCCGAAUCUUUGCAGAGCCGUUGUGCUUAAAAUAGAUUCACCGACAAUAGCAACAGUGACAUACUUAGAUUAUCCCGGUGAGGAGAAACUUUCCAUCAAAUCCUUAAGAAACGUGGAUGAUUAUUUGGCGAAAGAACCAAUUUGCUUAUUGUUCACACCUGAAAUAAAGCUUUUGGACAGUAUUAGUGACGUGGGUUUGAAUUAUAUUCAAACAUUGAUAGAACAAAAAAGUAAAGUAACUGUGGCAAUUUCUAACGACGAUUUUGAUCUGAAACUGGAAGAUGGUUCGUGUUUAUCAACGAAACUUUUGGAGUUGGAGAAGCCAAAAGUUGAAAUUAAACAAAUUAAGUCCUCUGAAAAAGAGGAAAAAUCUACGGUGGUAAAAGAUAAAGAGCCAGCCAGAGAAACAGAACCAAAUGCGAAAGUAAUGUUUGGAGAAAUUGAUUCAAUUAAACCAGCAGUCGGUUCAUCGGGAAAAUACGUCUGUUCCAAUUUUAAAGAGGAUGAACUAACAUUAAUAUCAAUGGAAGAAGAUGUACUGACCGAAUUCUCACAAUUAACUGAUUUGUUGCAGGAAUUUAAUGACACUAAACCAUAUGAUCCAGAGGCAGGGGAAAUGUGCCUUGUCUUACACAAAUUAGAGGAAACAGGAGAAGAAACAUGGUUCCGAGGGGUUGUUUUGUCUAGUGAUGAUAAUAGUUAUGAGAUUUCGUCGGUAGAUUGUGGAAUUCUAAUUACGGCAACUAAGGAAAAUAUAAGAAGUUUCCCUGCUUAUUUGAAAAAAAUUAAUAUGCUGGGAGUUUUCUGUGAAUUAGUAGAUGUUCCUGACGUACCUGACGUUAAGGACAAACUAAAAUUGCUCAUUGCGGAAGGAAUUCAAUUAGAUGUCACUUUUAAAAGUUAUGACGAAGAUACUACUCUAUAUCAAGUUGUUGUUCCAUCUGUAUAUGCUAAAUUAAAGAAGUAGACUCAAACGACAGGAACUUUUUGUAAUCUCAAUCAUUAGUUUUUAUUAUGUUAAUUACAUUACAUUUUAAUUAUAAUUUUUAUUUACCAUUAUCGUUUAUUAAAAAGGUAACUAUCCAAAU
Diabrotica balteata is the source of this 2822-nucleotide messenger RNA. The record is from the annotation of a GenBank genome assembly. NCBI's taxonomy places the organism in Eukaryota, Metazoa, Arthropoda, Insecta, Coleoptera, Chrysomelidae.